Lolium rigidum is the source of this 2403-nucleotide messenger RNA. RefSeq names its product protein DETOXIFICATION 48-like. The transcript has 2 exons. Gene Ontology annotation, biological process: xenobiotic detoxification by transmembrane export across the plasma membrane. Lineage: Eukaryota; Viridiplantae; Streptophyta; Magnoliopsida; Poales; Poaceae. Gene Ontology annotation, cellular component: membrane. Bases 323 to 2248 code for a protein of 641 amino acids. The record is from RefSeq and is a predicted model, not a curated record. Gene Ontology annotation, molecular function: antiporter activity; xenobiotic transmembrane transporter activity.
CGCCUCCUCCACUCGUAUCAACUCACCUCACCUCACUCCGGGAGACCAAAAGGCCAAACAAGCAAGCACCAAUCCGAACAAAAGCCAGCCUUCCAUCUCACGGAGAGAGAAAGAGAAAGAGAGAGAGAGAAAUGUUUGCAAGGCAAGGAGUCAAAAUGUACUUGUAGCUCGCACCGCCCACCAAUCAGCACUGGACAGCAGCCGCCGGCUAAUAUCUUCUUCAACAGUGGGAGAUCGGUCGAUAGAGAGAGCAUCACGCGCGCAAGCACCGCCAGCAACCAAGCACUUUUGAAGCCGGCGACCGUCCUCGGGAGGAGCCAUCAUGUGCAACACCGGCGCCAGUCCUCUCCCCUCGCCGCCGCAGCUUCCGCCGCCCCUCACCUCCUUCAAGAAUUCCUCCUCCCACCUGCUCCACCCCAUGGACGGCGAUGAGGACGACAGCCACCACGGCGGCCGCGCACUGGCGCUCUCCAAGAUGGCCGGCGAGGCGCGGGCGAUCGGGCGCUUGUCGGUGCCCAUGGCGGUGACGGGGCUCGUCAUGUACUCGCGCUCCUUCAUCUCCAUGCUCUUCCUCGGUCAGCUGGGCCAGCUGGCGCUCGCCGGCGGCUCCCUCGCGCUGGGUUUCGCCAACAUCACGGGCUACUCCGUGCUCUCCGGCCUGGCCCUCGGCAUGGAGCCCAUCUGCGGCCAGGCCUUCGGCGCACGCCGGGGCAAGCUCCUGGCCCUCGCGCUCCACCGCACCGUGCUCCUGCUCCUCGCCGUGGCGCUGCCCAUCUCCGUCCUCUGGAUCACCUCCACGGGCCACAUCCUCAGGCUGCUCGGCCAGGACGAGGGCGUCGCGGGCGCCGCGCAGACGUUCGCGGCCUACGCGUCCGCCGACCUGGCCGUGCUGGCCGUCCUGCACCCACUGCGCGUCUACCUCCGCUCGCAGAACCUCACGCUGCCCAUCACCGCCUGCUCCCUCUUCUCCGUGCUGCUGCACGGGCCCAUCAACUACCUCCUCGUCGUGCGCCUCCGCAUGGGCGUCGCAGGCGUCGCGCUCGCCGUGGCGCUCACCGACCUCAACCUGCUCCUCGCGCUCGUCUGCUUCCUCGCCAUCUCGGGGGCCCACAGGGACUCCUGGGUGGGCCCGACCACCGACUGCCUCCGUGGCUGGGGAGCCAUGCUUCGACUCGCCGUCCCAACCGCCACCGCGGUCUGCCUCGAGUGGUGGUGGUACGAGCUCAUGAUCGUGCUGUCGGGCCUCCUCGCCAACCCGCGGGCCGCCGUGGCAUCCAUGGGCAUCCUCAUCCAGGCCACCUCGCUCGUCUACGUCUUCCCCUCUUCGCUCGGCCAGGGUGCGUCCACGCGCGUCAGCCACCAGCUCGGCGCGGGUCGACCUGCUGGGGCACGGCGCGCCGGAAGCGCUGCCCUCUCCAUCGGCCUCGUCAUCGGCGCCGUCGCUUGCACCUCCAUGGUGUCCGUCCGCAACCACUGGGGCCGCAUGUUCACGUCGGACUCCGACAUCCUGCGGCUCACCGCGGUGGCGCUCCCCAUCGCCGGGCUGUGCGAGCUCGGCAACUUCCCGCAGACCGCCGGGUGCGGGGUGCUCCGCGGGAGCGCGCGCCCUGCCAGCGGCGCUCGCAUUAACCUCGCCUCCUUCUACCUCGUUGGCAUGCCGGUGGGGUUGGCGCUAGCGUUCGGUGCUGGCCUUGGCUUCGCCGGCCUGUGGCUCGGCCUCCUGGCGGCGCAGGCGGCCUGCGCGGUGUGGAUGGCGCGCGCCGUGGCCGCCACUGACUGGGACGUGGAGGUGGCCCGCGCCAAGGAGCUAACAAAACCCACUGCCACCACCAACCACGCCGAAUGCAACGCCAACACCUCAAACAGCAGUGCCACCACUAGCACAAAGACAGCAAUGAGUAGUACUAGCAGCAAUGCCGGUGGUAGCGGCAACAACGGCUACGUGCCGAUCAGCGAGGGCGGCAGCGAGGACGACCCGCUGCAGAAGCUGGAGGAAGGGCUCAUGACCAUGGCCAGCAGCUCCGGUGGUGCUAGCGGCGUCAGCGGCAGCAAUGGCGACACGAAUGCCGUUGACAGAGACAGCAAGCGCAGCAGCAGCAGCAGCGGUGCUGGUUGUACGACGGUGGAGGAAAAUGAUCAGAGGCAGGACGACGAUGCCUCGGAGAGGGCCCCGCUGAUCAGAGUGGGAGACGAGCAGGAGGAAGAGAAGGCGCACGAUGGCGAUAGCCAUGGGGGUGGCUACGUCUAAAGUGCUGGGUUUUGAUAACUCUAGGCUGUUGCUAUUGACUUGUUUGAUCCAUGCAUCUCCACUCCAUCUUCUUUUUCGGUGGUGAGGUUUUGUUAACGAGAGAGAGAGAGAGUAUUGAGGAGGAAAUGAUUAUAUGUCGGCCUUCUUAUUUUUCA